Messenger RNA from Fonsecaea nubica, 705 nucleotides. RefSeq lists its product as hypothetical. The record is from RefSeq and is a predicted model, not a curated record. NCBI's taxonomy places the organism in Eukaryota, Fungi, Ascomycota, Eurotiomycetes, Chaetothyriales, Herpotrichiellaceae. The transcript has a single exon. Bases 1 to 705 code for a protein of 234 amino acids.
AUGAAGACUGCUGUCGUUGCUACCCUCGUCGGCUCUGCCUUUGGCUCUGCCAUCUCCUCCCCGUGGUUGGACUGGACCUCGUCGACCACCACCACCACGACCACCACCAAGGUCCCCGUUGAUCCUGCGACCACCCACACCUGGGCUGACUGGACCACGACCACCACCACGACCAAGGUUCCUGUUGAUCCCGAGAGCACCCACACGUGGGGCGACUGGACCACCACUACCACCACAACCACGACCACCACGCCCGCUGUGUGCACCUCGACCAUCUCGACCUCCGUCUCGUGCGCAACCACCCACCACAAGGAGACCUGCACCACCAGCACCCUGACUGUCUGGGAUACCCUUCUGUGCACCGGAUGGGAAGACUGGUCGACAACCACCAGCAAGGUUGUUGAUCCCACCAGCACCCACACCUGGGGCGACUGGACCACGACUUCCAGCGUUCCCGUCGAAGCUGUUACCACGACCUCCGUCCCCCACACGUGGGCUGACUGGUCCUCGACCAGCAGCGUCCCCGUUGCACCGGCCACCACCAGCAGCGUGCCUGUCGCUGCCGUCUCCACCAGCACCUGGGGCUAUGCUCCUUACUCGUCGAGCAGCCUCCCCGUCGCUCCGGCCACGUACACCGGCGCCGCCUCGCUCCCCAAGAUCGAGCUCGGUGUCCUCGCCAUCAUGGGUCUCGCCGCUGCGCUGUAA